This is a messenger RNA of Phaedon cochleariae (mustard beetle), 1531 nucleotides long. Lineage: Eukaryota; Metazoa; Arthropoda; Insecta; Coleoptera; Chrysomelidae. The record is from the annotation of a GenBank genome assembly.
GUUUCUCAGACGUUUUUGGCAUCUCAUGUAUUAUCUUUUUUUUUUUUCAGUGAAAAGAUGCUAUUGCGAGGGCCACUGUCCGGACAACCAACACAACGGCACUUGUGAAAUUCGGACGGGCGGCGUUUGUUUCACCUUGGUGGAGGCGGUAUACGAUGAGGAGAAAGAAAGGGAUGUGCCCUUCUACACGUACGGCUGCCUCACUGACGACGAGAAGGGGUUCUUGCAGUGCAAGGGCCACCUGGUGCCGCACGAAGACAUGAAAUCCAUCCAGUGUUGCCACGACAAGGACAUGUGCAACGUCGAUCUGCGCCCCGCCUACCCCGAGCGACCCACCCCCGAGGCUCCCGGCUUCGGCACGGCGGACGGUCUGCCAUUCACCCUCCUCCUCACCACCGUCACCUUUUGUCUCACGCUGGUGCUGCUGGUGGUGGCGGUGGUGUUCGUGAAGAACAGACGGAAGGAGGUGCAGAGGAAGUUCGGGCUGUACGCCAAGGGGGGGUAUCAUGCGGGGGAGAAGUACGCGGAGGUGCACGGGCCGCUCGCUAGUUUGAUCGAGCAGUCGAGCGGGUCUGGAUCAGGUCUACCUAUUCUCGUGCAACGAACUAUAUCCAAGCAAAUCCAGAUGAUCCACUCGGUAGGCAAGGGCAGGUACGGCGAAGUUUGGCUGGCCAAAUGGAGGGGUACGCGGGUAGCUGUCAAAGUGUUCUUCACCACCGAGGAGCAGAGUUGGUUCAGGGAGACUGAGAUCUACCAAACAGUGCUGAUGAGACACGAGAACGUGCUCGGGUUCAUAGCUGCUGAUAUCAAAGGUACCGGCAGCUACACCCAGAUGCUCCUCAUCACCGACUACCACGACAACGGCUCCCUCUACGACUACCUCCAGGACCGCUGCCUGGAGCCGGCCGGGCUCCUUCUGAUGGCGCACAGCAUCGCCGCCGGUCUCUCGCACCUCCACACCGAGAUAUUCGGCACGAAGGGCAAGCCGGCCAUCGCGCACCGGGACAUCAAGAGCAAGAACAUCCUGGUGAAGCGGAACGGCGAGUGCUGCUUGGCUGACUUCGGGCUGGCCGUCAAGUUCUUGUCGGAUGCGAAGGAAAUCGACGUGCCGCCCAACGUCCGGUCGGGAACAAGAAGGUACAUGGCGCCCGAGCUCCUGGACCGAUCCAUCGACCCCACCAGCUUCGAGGCGCACAAAACGGCCGACAUGUACGCCUUCGGGCUGGUCCUGUGGGAGAUGUCGCGGCGGUGCGCGACGGGCGACCUUCUACAGACCGCCCAGCCGUACGCCGCCCCAUACUACGACUGCGUGCCCGCCGACCCCUCCUUCGAGGACAUGCUGGCGGCGGUGUGCGUGAAGGGGGUGCGGCCGCAGGUGGCGGCGAGGUGGGAGGGGGACGCGGUGCUCAGGACGGUGGCGAAGGUGAUGCAGGAGUGCUGGCACUCGAAUCCCGCCGUCAGGUUAACGUCUCUGAGGGUGAAAAAGACACUGUCGAAGCUUGAUACGGACACGAGCAUAAAGAUAGUGUAG